Betta splendens (Siamese fighting fish) is the source of this 1501-nucleotide messenger RNA. It is a transcript of the gene lgals3a, whose product is annotated as lectin, galactoside binding soluble 3a. Gene Ontology annotation, cellular component: immunological synapse; nucleus. The record is from RefSeq and is a predicted model, not a curated record. Bases 169 to 921 code for a protein of 250 amino acids. Gene Ontology annotation, molecular function: laminin binding; IgE binding; carbohydrate binding. The transcript is spliced from 4 exons. Gene Ontology annotation, biological process: monocyte chemotaxis; positive chemotaxis; eosinophil chemotaxis. NCBI's taxonomy places the organism in Eukaryota, Metazoa, Chordata, Actinopteri, Anabantiformes, Osphronemidae.
CGCGUCCACCCUUCGGAUGACGUCACCAGCCCUUCCUUUUCAAGAGUUGUAGUUGAGCAGAUUUAACGUUAGCUUGUAGUCCUGGACCGCGAGAGGCUGAAUUAGCGGGGUUUGUUGGUUUCCACGCUCACUGAUCGCACUAUCAUUUAAAAGGAGUCUGGCAAGACCAUGGACGACUUCUCGCUUUCUGAUGCUUUAGGCGAUGACACCCCAAGCCAGGCAAAGAAAAUAGGACACACCAACCCGUCUGCCCCUCCCAGCAAUUUCCCACCUGGUGCAAACCCAGGAUGGCCCGGGUCAGCCCCUGGAGCUCCCACCCAGCCCUCUGCUCCCAGUGAUUUCUCUGGUGGAUCAUCUGGCCCAGGAGCACCAGGGCAGUUCCCUUUCCACUCUGGUCCUGGAGCACCAGGCCAAUAUCCAGGGCCUCCUUCAGCACCUGGUGGUUUCCCCCCUGGUCCUGGAAUACCUGGACAAUAUCCACCUGCCCCAGGAGCCCCAGGGCAUUUCCCAUCCAGCCCUGGAGCUCCUGGGCACUUCCCUGGCCAUUACCAACCUGAAGGAGCUCCAGGCCAUUUACCUGGAGGUCCUGGUUCUUACCCUACUGGACCAUUUUCUUCAGGCCCUGGAGCUCCCCCAGGGCCUUAUCCAAAUAUGCCCUUCCCCAGCCAGCCAGGAGGAGGCAACGGGAUGUACGGAGCUGGUGGUCCAGGUGCAUUCCCCCCUCCAGCUGGCCCUGGCUCAUUCCCUGCAUUCCCUGGUUCUGGAGGCUUUCCCCCAAUUCCCCAUGGGUCAUGGGGACAACCUGCUGGUGGAGGCUUCCCUCCUGCUCCUGGCCCCUUUGGUCCUGGGCCUAUGGGUCCAUACGGUGGGCCUUCUGCUCCAGGCGGCAUGCUGCCCAGAUAUAAUCCACCAUAUAAUUGAAAGCAAUGAAAUCAACUUUUCAGUCGGACACGGACAUCACUUCCAGAAUCAGCGCAUGGUUUGAUUAGUGCCAAAGACUAAAGAUGAUCGCAGUAUACAUUCAAAGUGUAGUUCAGUCUGCCUAAUGUUUUAACUAAGUGCAAUAUGAUUUAAAAUGAACUUAUAAAUUAAACCUACUUUUAUUGUAUGAAGGCAUAUUUGUAUUUUUGGAUAAAAUCUGUUUUACUACAAUAGGCAUGUUCAUUGGUCUUUCUGCAUUGACUUGUAACUUUUAUGUGAUUCAAAUUAAAGGGUUUUUUGGUUUUCUGUCAUUCUGCAUUUUACAGUUAAUGUAUUUAUUGUGUAAAAUUUGAAAACUUACUUUUUUUUUGCUGAUAUUGUCUCAACUACUCUGUUGCAUAAGAAGAGAAUAAGAUUACUUCCUGGGGCGUUGCACUAAGAAUGUAGGCCGGGUCAAAGUUUUGAGUAAUAGUUACACAUGGUUACCUUCUCUAUUAUGACUCUAUUGAAGCAAGUUGUAUUUAAAACUGAGCCUUUCUGUAUUUAUCCAUGAGCAUCUAAUAUAAAUGGGUAAAAUCAC